Molecule: messenger RNA, 1045 nt
Organism: Rhopalosiphum padi (bird cherry-oat aphid)
Lineage: Eukaryota; Metazoa; Arthropoda; Insecta; Hemiptera; Aphididae
Exons: 7
Coding region: 350-898 (182 amino acids)
Source: RefSeq, a predicted model, not a curated record
AUUACGGCGUAGAGUGGGGAAAAUGUGGGUACGAAACCGCGGAGCUCGUUCAUGGAAUGCGCCAAAAAGUAGCGUCCAAGUCUCAGACCUUAGCAGCGGUAGUACAUAAUUAUUACUCAGUGUGGUACAUACAUGCAACCAAUUUGGUGGCACUGUUUACUGUCAAUGCGAGAAAUUUUAACGCACUGCGCCGUCAUUCAGGAUUUUAUAAUUUCAUUCUUCAGUUUUCUGUAUUCACAGACACAAUAUCCGUCUACGUCCGUAGUAUUGUUACUAAUUUACCGUUGCAAGUGCCUACCUACAAGAUAAGUAAAAAUUAUUUUUAUUACUUAGCUAAACACUUUAAAUAAUGGCAAAUGUCAUUGAGACAAAUAGUAUGGAAAGCACAACGAUUUCAUACACCAAUUUGGCGCUCCUGGCUAUAGCACUAAUGUAUCCUGCCUUAGAUAGAUCAAUAAAAGAACUCAUUUUAAGUAAAAUCAAAAUAAUAUUGCAAAAGGCCAUGUCAUCAAAAUAUUGGAGAAUUAUGAUACCACUGAUUAGUAUUGCAAUUUACUUUCAGAUUUUCAUCAUUUGGAAUGUACCCUUCACAAAUGUAUUGUUUUUGGCUAUACGCUUAUUUAGAAUAUAUCAAAUUGCUUUUGGUGUGAAAUUUUUCAGUCAAUUUUUAAGCAUUAAAUUGGGAGCCAUAUUAUCGAACAAUAUACGUAUCAACAAUAUAUGUUUUACACAAAUUUACAAUAUGAACCUUGGUGAUAGAUUUCUUACGCUUCAAGUACAAUUUACAAUACUUGAUAUUUCAUGUUAUAUAUUGUGUGCAGCAUUUGGAGUAUAUUAUAUAUGUACCGAGUAUUGGAAUUCAAACCAUUUAUUGAGAUUACUAACUUUUCCGUUCUGACUGAAAUUGAAUGCCAUAUAACAUUAAAAGGAGAUUUCAUUAAACUUUAUUCAGUUCUGAAGAUCAUUAAAUGGUAAUUGCACAAUACACACGGCAUGGAAAUAUUUAUUAAAUAUUUAAUGAUAACCAAUACUAAUGUAUACAUUA